UGACAGCAAGCUCAUCACAGCUCUCACCUCAAGCACAUCCCACCAGCUCUAUUUUUCUCUCCAUCCUUCAGUCACCAUGGGCCGCCAUUUCCCCGACAUCAACCGUGUUCCAGCCGGUGAGCCCAACAUCAACGAUGCGCCUCGCAAGGUUUACAUCGCCUCCCGCUUCGUCGGCGGCAAGCUCGGUGCUUGGACUGUGGGACUCAUUGCCGACAUCAUCAGCAGCGGCCACUAUCUUGGUUCGAUGCCCAGCCCCAACUACCACUGGUGUGUGCUAGUUGGUGACUACUACCAUCAGCUUCAAGCCACCAAGCAGGACGGCAAGCACUGGAACUGGUACGACAACAACGUCAAGGACUGGACCGACAAGUGGGAGCUGUAUGAGGUUGGCGAGACCAGGUUCAACGACAAUGCCAUUGCUUCGGCUGGUAUCGAAGCCAUCCAGGACAUGGACGAGGUGUACAAGCUGGUUGACAACAAUUGCCAAAAGUUCACGCUCAAGCUUCUCGACCUCAUCUGCGCCGAUGGCCGUAGAAAGGUGUACACCAGCUACUCUCGUCACAAGCUCAAGGCCGGCUUCAUCCCUGGCGAGCUGCUUGAUGAGAGUAACCCAGGAGAGAAGGUCGAGGUUGAGGUGGCCUUUGUUGAGGACGGUGUGGCACAUAUCGAGCUCUUGGACAAGGCCUUUGAGCUCAUGGACGAGAAUACGCCAACGCUCGCCGAAGAGGAAAUAUUCAAGGAGAUUUGAAAGGAGAAGGACGCCGAGAAGAAAUAGAGGUAGUAAUGAGGAAGACCGAGUGGGUCGAAGACACCCAGAAAAGGACAGAAUGGUGCAGUAGGUACUAGACGUAGUAGGCAUGUAAUAAUGAAUGAAUCAAAGUGACAG
Messenger RNA from Neurospora crassa OR74A, 886 nucleotides. RefSeq lists its product as hypothetical. The transcript is spliced from 2 exons. The record is from RefSeq and is a predicted model, not a curated record. NCBI's taxonomy places the organism in Eukaryota, Fungi, Ascomycota, Sordariomycetes, Sordariales, Sordariaceae. The coding region runs from base 77 to 748 and encodes 223 amino acids. Gene Ontology annotation, molecular function: peptidase activity.